AUGGACGCCUUGUCUCGUACGAUCGACGCCGCCGUGCAAAAGCACGAUUAUCCCGCCCUUAUCGGCGUGUUUACCGACAGCAACGGCCCCGCCAAAUGGCACAAUGUCGGCCAAGGAGAACAACGGUCGGUCGCGGCCCAUUUCAUUCAAACGGCCGUGGCGUCUGGAACCUUUUUUCCACGAGCUUUUGACAAUGCCGAUGUGGUGCAAGUUGUCAUUAUUGCAUUGGGACAUUUGCCAUCGACCGUUCCCAAUGCGGCCGACAAUAAAUUGCGACACAUGCUGUUCGAUUACAAAGUCAAUACCGAAGGAGAUUAUGCCGGGGCGGCACGGAUUCUGGGAGGAACGCGAAUGGAAGAUGAUCCCACAUCCGUCUAUCAUACCAGUCCGGCCGAAAAAUGUGAUGUUUAUGUCAAGAUUGCAGAAUGCUUUCUGGCGGAAGAUUUGAUUGCCGAGUCGGAUUCGGCCGUCACCAAGGCUGGAUCGGUCGUUGAAGGGAUCAAGAAUCCAGAGGAACACAUGGCACUCAUCUUGCGAUACAAAUCCACGUAUGCCCGAGUACUCGAUGCCAAUCGAAAAUUUCUACAGGCGGCACAGCGAUACCAUGAUUUGUCGCUGAGUGCCACGGAUGCCAUUGACAAGGAUGAUCUAUUGACCAUGUUGGGACGGGCGGCCACGUGUGCCAUUUUGGCACCCAGUGGACCACAACGACAUCGGGUAUUGGGGCAUAUUUACAAGGACAAGCGUCUCUCUCAACUAGAUGCCAUGGACGAUUUCGCCACACACAGCAAAAUUCUCGAAAAGAACUACAUGCAUCAGAUUCUACGCAAGGAAGAAUUGACCAAAUUUGAACAAUCCUUGCAGCCACACCAACGAGCUAUCAUGGGAGAUGGACUCACCAUUGUCGAACGUGGAGUUGUAGAACACAAUAUGAUUGCCGUAAGCAUGUUGUAUCGAUCCAUCUACGUCAAGGAAUUGGCCAAUAUUUUGGGUGUGGAUCCACGCAAGGCCGAAAAGCUCGCCAGUACCAUGAUUAUGGACGGGUCCUUGAAUGGGUCUAUUGAUCAAAUUGAGGGAUUGCUCGAGUUUCAGAUUGAUGAAUCUCCACAGAGCUAUUUUGAUGGAAGUAUCACAAACUUUUGUAUUGAACUCAAUGCUGUGGCGGAUGCCGUCAAAGCAGAAGCCUGA
Messenger RNA from Seminavis robusta, 1188 nucleotides. The record is from the annotation of a GenBank genome assembly. NCBI's taxonomy places the organism in Eukaryota, Bacillariophyta, Bacillariophyceae, Naviculales, Naviculaceae.